This is a messenger RNA of Wyeomyia smithii (pitcher-plant mosquito), 4370 nucleotides long. RefSeq names its product A disintegrin and metalloproteinase with thrombospondin motifs 7 (gene AdamTS-B). The transcript has 13 exons. Bases 849 to 3944 code for a protein of 1031 amino acids. The record is from RefSeq and is a predicted model, not a curated record. NCBI's taxonomy places the organism in Eukaryota, Metazoa, Arthropoda, Insecta, Diptera, Culicidae. Gene Ontology annotation, cellular component: extracellular matrix. Gene Ontology annotation, molecular function: metalloendopeptidase activity. Gene Ontology annotation, biological process: proteolysis; extracellular matrix organization.
GCGGAUCGAGUCGAACGCGAUUGGUCGAAGUUCCGUCGAGGUGCGUGUGUGAAAACCGACUGGUUCGCCCUUAAGGAAUUGAAUUUGUUCUGUCUUCGAGUUCAGACUGGCAGACAGACAGACCCAAGAACCCGCCCGAUAGGUUACCGCGCAGAUCAUCGAUCAAAGCCAGCAGCGCAGGCAGCAUCGAGUGUCGUUUAAAAAGUUUUAUUUUUUUUUUCGGAGGAUUGCACCGGAAAACACAAAAACAAAACAAUCAUCAGCGCCAAGAUGAGUGGAUCGAUUGAUAAUGGUUAAAUGGACCCGCGCGCGUGGAUUCUAUAUAAAGUGUACGCCGAGAGGCCCGGAGAUCGGAAAAGCAAAAAAAAAGUGUCUGUGUUUGGCUAUCUGCAAUCGAUAUUACCCUCCUCCAUAAGUGUUUUUUUUUUCUGCCCGGCAGGAAUUUUAUUUUAAGUAUUUGGUCGGAAAUCGAUAGUUUAGGGAGGAGGUACGCUAUCGACUGAGCAAAACAACAUAUUAAUCUCUAAGCGUAUCUAGAACCGAAAAAGCAACGUUACGGUUUCAAGUGAGUCAGCAAAAAACGGAAAUGAGUGCUCGGCUAAAUUGAAGAAAAAACGGCAAAAGUGCGUGUUUGGGAUAGACCACGAAGGUUUAGGUAAAAAACAUUCUGGCACCGAGAAAUAAUAUACAUAAUACGAUGUUUGUCGAACGGAGUGUCACGUGCCAGUUUAGUGAAUAUUGUUGAUAAGAAAAAAAUUUGAAGCAACCAUCGUGCAACCUGCAGAUUGUGUAAAGUUCGAGUUGAUACUAGUCUAUCCCGGAAGCUGACACUUCAAGGCACAGGAAUCAUGUGUCCCAGAAAAUCACUGCUGAAGCUAAUCCUUAUCGCCUGGAGCGUGAUUUGUGGACCGACGGGUGUCGCAGUGCGCGCUGAAUCCGACCACCAAGGUCUGUACACCAACCGGCUAGAGGAGGCACAGCUGAUUGUACCGCGAAGGGUGAAUCGGCAGGGGGACUUGAUCUCCCAUCGGUUAACACAUUAUCAUCAUCAUCAUCAUCAACAGCAGCAGCAGCAGCCGUCGCAGCGAGAGGACAUAUUCGACGGUGAAAAAGUGCUGACCAGCAGAAAUCGGCGAAGCCGUCGGGAGCUGCACGAGAUAGACGAAAAGCUACACUAUCAGAUCGAUAUCGUAGAUCAGACCUUACAUGUGGAGCUCGAACCAUCGCUGGAAUCGUUCGUAGCGCCAAUAAUGGUAGUGGAACGGCAUCGCCGAGAUCUACGUACCCGGUCACGUCCGCAGAAGCACGUCCACAGCUGUCAUUACCAAGGACACAUCCGAGGUCAUGAUCACUCCCGAGUAGCGCUGUCCGCUUGCAAUGGCUUGACCGGCUUCCUGCGAACCAAUAAGACCGAAUACUGGAUCGAACCGUCCAAUAAUCACAGCCCGUCGGACAAAGAUGGCCACCCGCACGUAAUUUUCAAACGGGCGGAUGUUAAGGAUAUUAAGGCCACCCGGUCGAAGAAAGCAACAGCUGCGACCGGCAAGAAGAAAAAGAAGAAACGCAGAAAGCGUCAUGCCAGCAACUGCGGAACCAAGGAACCACGGAGGCUUACCGAGACUCGGAUCGAGUGGCAACAUCAGGGAAAGGUGAUCGUACAGGGUGGCCGAAAAAGUCGUGAUCAUCCCGGAACUGUCGGAGCAGCACCAGCGGGAAUGGGCAAGAAACGCAUCAAGCGAUCCAUCAGCACUCCUCGGCAUGUUGAGGCCUUAGUCGUUGCGGAUCAUUCCAUGGUGCAGUUCCAUCAGGACAUGGAUCUACAGCAGUACCUGUUGACAAUCAUGAAUAUGGUUUCAUCAUUGUAUAAAGAUCCCACCAUCGGUAAUUCGAUCCAGGUGACAGUGGUGCGAAUAAUCAUACUCGAAGAGGAGGAAUCGCAUGCCGACUUCAACGUGACGCACAUAGCGGCUAACACACUGGAAAACUUCUGCAGAUGGCAGCGAAGCUUAAAUCCAAAGGCAGAGGACGACCCUCAUCAUCACGAUGUGGCAAUUUUGGUAACCAGAAAAAACAUUUGCUCCACCCAUGGAUGCUCCACCUUAGGGGUCGCCAACGUGGGCGGCAUGUGCCGUCCGGACAAGUCGUGCAGCGUCAACGAGGACAACGGGAUCACCCUGGCGCACACGAUCUCCCACGAGCUCGGCCACAAUUUCGGAAUGUACCACGAUACAGCGAAGACGGGUUGCGAUCAUCGCAUCGGACCGAUCCUGCACAUCAUGACGCCCAGCUUCGAAGCGGACACGAUGCAAGUUUCGUGGUCCAAUUGUAGCCGCAGAGACAUCACACAUUUUCUAGACUUGGGACUCGGUAAAUGCCUCGAAGAUCAGCCGAGCCAGCAGGAGUACAGCUAUCCGGAGCUACCGCCAGGGGCGAUGUACAACGCGGAUCUGCAGUGCCGCCAGCAGUUCAAUUCGACCGACGAGGAAAUAACCGUCUGCUCACUGGACGAAAUUUGCAACCAGCUGUGGUGCCUGGUUAACGACGUUUGCAUGACCAUGAUGCGGCCGGCAGCACCCGGAACAAACUGCGGCAGACGGAAGUGGUGCCAGAACCAACAGUGUGUAGACAUUGAAGAGCUUCCUCCUCCGAUGGACGGAGGAUGGGGUGAAUGGAGCACCUGGAGCGAGUGUUCCCGUGAAUGUGGCGCCGGAAUCGCCCGCCAAACACGCGAAUGUGACCAUCCUUCACCAGCUCACGGGGGACUGUUUUGUAUUGGAGAAAGGGCACGGUAUAAAACGUGCAACACACAUCCCUGUCCACCGGAUACACCUUCGUACCGAGCACAGCAAUGUUCCGAACAUGACAAUGACACUGUCAAGGGUGCGAAAUACACGUGGUUGCCGUAUUUCGAUAAAAACGAACCCUGUGAGCUGUACUGCACCAACUCGGAGGACACCAUCAUUGUGCCGUUCGGAGACAACGCAGCCGAUGGAACGCCUUGCAACUUGGGUACGAACGACAUGUGCAUCGGUGGAAUCUGUCGCCGUGUGGGCUGCGAUUGGGUUGUCGAUUCCAACACGACCGAAGACCAGUGCGACGUCUGCGGCGGAAGUGGCGACAGCUGCACCGUCAUCCAGGGUAACUUUACCAAGAAGGUCAACAUGACGGACGGAUUCUACGAUGUGCUGCAGAUUCCGGCUGGUGCCAGAAACAUCCUGGUAGAGGAGAUGGGACCGUCGAAGAAUUACAUCGGUAUUGGAAAAGCGAACAGCAAGGAUUAUUAUCUGAACGGAAAUAGGUUGAUUCAGAUGCCAGGGGAGUACGAAAUUGCUGGCAGUUUGGGACUGUACGAUCGGGAGGACGAACAGGAGAAGAUCAAGAUUCCCGGGCCUAUCACCGAUGAUAUCACAAUAUCGGUCAUUAUGAAGAAAAGAAACAACCACGCCGGAAUACGGUACGAGUACACGCUAUCAUCGAACUCCAGCCGUCACCAAUCCUCAUACUACUGGAAGCUGACGGACUGGUCGUUAUGUUCCGUAACUUGUGGCGGUGGCAAGCAGCACCGCGAGUCGGUAUGUCACCACCGAGGCGAGGGAAUCGUGGAUGAUAGCUUCUGUGAACAGAAUGCUCACAACAAGCACCACGAGCAAAUGACACGGGAAUGCAACGAGGAUCCGUGCCCGGUGAACUGGUGGGUUGGUCCGUGGCAGCUAUGCUCCGUAACUUGCCGAAAGCCGGGCGAUCCAACACCGGUACGGAAGCGAACGAUUCUCUGCGUUGACCAGAGCCGAAAUGCCCAGCCGGACAGUCGAUGCGAAGGUAAGCCACGACCGACGGAUAGCGAGUCCUGUCCGGGCCGGCUGCCGCUCUGCAAAGGGCCGCUCGAUUCACACAUCAUAGUGGAGGACGUUCCACCCGAGUACGAGGAAAACAACGUUAUUUGACAGGGCAGGGCUAAUGUGCGAAUUACUGUUUAACAGUUGGUAUUAUGUUAUAUUAACAUUUAUCGUAGUUUAGCAGAGCAUUUUCCUAAGAUAAGAGAUUUUUCUAUUCAGUCGUACUUACAUUCUCGUGAAAAAGUAUUAUUUUGAAGAAACAUUAUAGAGACACUCUCGCCAGAAAGAACAACAGCGGUUGCUGCCAAGUAGGUUUAAAAUGGAAGAUUUCGAAGAAACCUCGAAACACUAAGCCCGCUCUAUUGGAAGGUUUUAAGCGUUAUAUAUUUACAGUGUAUUUAAAAGUAUUAGUUUAAGGAAGAGCAACCGCAAACAAGCAUCUUACCGUACAUGUGGAAUACUAAACUGUGCCUUGGGCUGAACUUUUUACGAUCAGGACAAAAUCAAACACAAAUAAAUACGAAAUCUCUUAAA